Molecule: messenger RNA, 206 nt
Organism: Cetraspora pellucida
Lineage: Eukaryota; Fungi; Glomeromycota; Glomeromycetes; Diversisporales; Gigasporaceae
Source: the annotation of a GenBank genome assembly
UGAAAACAGCUGAAAAAGAACCAACUGAAGAUAUUCUAAAAGAAUUAAACAAUCCUUUAAUAGAAAAUCAGACUAUAGAUAUUAACAUAGUAGUAGAUCCACUAACCACCCUUUAUGAUGGCUUCAAGGUUGCUGAAUUCUCUUUCAUCAGCAAUGAUGACAAUAAAUUUCAAUUGGUGGUGUCAAAAGAAAAAACACAAGAGUAA